Messenger RNA from Drepanopeziza brunnea f. sp. 'multigermtubi' MB_m1, 3495 nucleotides. RefSeq lists its product as uncharacterized. NCBI's taxonomy places the organism in Eukaryota, Fungi, Ascomycota, Leotiomycetes, Helotiales, Drepanopezizaceae. The record is from RefSeq and is a predicted model, not a curated record. Gene Ontology annotation, molecular function: protein binding.
AUGCCAGUUUAUUCGCAAUUCGCAGCGACUCUUGCACGUCAAGGUCCGAAAACCAUCACUCACGGUUACGCGCAGUCCUUCGUCGCCGCCACUCAUCCCCAACUCUACGCUACCUCCAACCGUCCCGGCUUCGGUCUUCGUCGUCACCCCAGCAAAGCCGGAUAUUUCGUCCCAUACACCUUUCAAAAUGCUUUCCACACCAGCUCAAAGCUGUCGACUGCUACCCAAGUCGUGCGUCACGAGAAGCGCGAUGGAGGUCUAGAUGCAUACUUCGAGGCUUGGAGGAAGCACCAUGUCCCUGGUGAGCCCGAGAAGGAGUGGGCUCAAUUUCAGUUCCCCAAGCUCAUCGAGUGGAAACCACUGAUCGAGGUUGAUGGAGAGGGUCGAAGCAAUGUUCAGACGGAUGCCGUUGCAGAGGCCCCGCAGACUGUCGAGAGAUCGUACAGUGCCAGCGCGGUGGAUGACUACAACAAGUUGGCCGCCGAAGAGGAGGCUGCCCUGGCUAAGAUCGAUGCUGCGAUUGAGAAGGAGAUCAAGUCGCGCAAUGACCAGGCCAUCUUUGAGGCCGAGUUGAGCGUUGUCGCCACUCGGGUGCCUACACCACCACGAACCUCGUCUCCCGCUCUCUCCUCCAACGAGUCUCUUAGAUCCCCUAGCACCUCGGUGACCACCCUCAGCACCGCUUCCGAGCUCCAAUCCCAGAGCUAUGCAGAGCACCUCUCGAAGCUGUCCAAGGAUCGACGAUACAAUGAAAUCCCAGCAGUCUUUGAGGCGAUGCUCGUGGCCAACAUCCAACCUAAUGCUACAGCCUACAAUGCACUCCUCGAUGCGGCUGCCCAUCUCCCAGCUGAGAGAAUCCAAGUCGUACCGAAGGCCCUUGAUGUCUAUUCUGACAUGCUUCGACGCAAGGUCCUCCCCAACACGGCCACCUACAACAAUCUGAUCAACCUGAUCUCUUGCCGGUCUAUCGAGGUUUCUUCGCUGAGACAGUCUCUGGAAGAGAAGCGUGCUCGUUUCGGUGGUAUGGAGGAGGCUGGCAAGUUCAUGUUCGCUUCUAGCGAAUUUGAGUUUGCCAUUCUCGCCGAGGACGAUCGCCUAGAUCUUGCCGUGCGCAUGUUUGAGGCUUCCAUCACCCUACGCACCGAUCGAUCGUACCCAGCCGAGACGUACCACAACCUAAUCACGGCAUGCUCAGAGGUCGGUAAGAUUCCAGAGAUGAUCAGAUUUUACCAGCAUAUGGAAGCAAGCAAGGUUACCCCACUCGCUGGCACUUUUGCGCCUAUGAUUCAAGGAUUCACCCAAGUUGGCGAUCUGCGCAGCGCAGUUGAGUGUUAUGACGAGUACAAGCAGCUCGCCAUCAAGAACGACGAAGGUGAGAUCGAUCUUAGUGACAGACAGGACGCUCAAGUCUACGCCGCACUUGUCAAGGCAUACGUCAAGUCCGACAGAAUGGAGGGAGCUGUCCAAUUCUACCACCGUAUCCUCGAGGCCUACCCCGAUAAGGUCACUGAGUUUGGAGAUUGCGUCAUCAACGAAGGUCUCGUUCAAGGUUUAUUGGACAAGGGACUCUUCUCAGAGGCAUUUGGCUGGGCUGAAGCUCUCAGUGGAUCUACGAAGAACCAUGCCAUGGGCAAGAUUGCCAGUGCGGCAGCUGACCAGGGUGACAGAGCUGUUGCGGUAGCUGCCUUUUCCCAGAUCACUGUGAACACAGCUACUCCAAUUAUGGCCAUGUUGGCCCUCAGCAUCCGCCAGGGUGAUGUCGCAUCAGCUCAGAGAUACUGGCAAUACUUGUCGGCCUCCGACAUGCGUGUCACAUCGAGCUUCAUUGAGCCCGCUGCCAUGUAUGCUGUUGCAAUGAUUGGAUCUGGCCAGGUGCUUGAAGGGCUCGUACAAUCCGAGCAGAUGUUCAGCCGAAUCCGCUCCUCGGUCGAGCCCACACAGCAUCUCCACGAUGAGAUUGAAGAGGGCGUGGAAUUUGUCAAUAGAUUCAUGUCAACUCACGGUAUCAUGGAUCCUCGCCUCAUCGAGGCAACUGUCUACCAACAGCUCCCACCGUUUGUACCAGCAUACGAGGAUACGUUUGACCCUUACUCUGCUUCGACCGACUUCAAGGGCUCUGCUCUGAUCGCUGAUGAGCUUGAGAAGAGUACCAACGGUCGCGGUAAGGCUUCCCGUCUCAAUGAGGCUCUCGGUCGUUUCAGAAACAUCCGCCGUGCUGGGCGCCACCCCCGCUACAUCACCUACGCCAAGCUCAUCUCUGCCGCUGCCAGAGAGGAACGCAUGAACCUCGUUCUCGACGUCCUUGGUAUGGCUAGAUCCGAUGUCCCGCUUCUUCUGCAAUAUCCCGUCGUGCGCUAUGGCUGGGUCUCGAUUCUCGAUGCUAUGGUUGGAGCUUGCCUGACUCUCGGCAACCGCACUCUCGCUGCCCAGCACCACCAGGAGCUCCUUGACAUGGGCGCUGCACCAUCCGCCAAUACUUUCGGCCUGUAUAUCACCACAAUGAAGGAGUCGACCAAGACCUUCGAUGAGGCCACUGAGGCCGUCAAGAUCUUCCACCGUGCCCAGUCUGAGGGUGUCGAGCCAUCUUCUUUCCUGUACAACGCUCUCAUCGGCAAACUCGGAAAGGCUCGACGUAUCGAUGACUGCCUCUUCUACUUUGCUGAGAUGCGCGCUCUUGGUAUCCGACCUACCAGCGUCACCUACGGCACGAUCGUUAACGCUCUCUGCCGUGUCAGCGACGAGAAAUUUGCCGAGGAGUUGUUCGACGAAAUGGAGUCGAUGCCAAACUACAGGGCUCGGCCUGCACCCUAUAACAGCUUGAUGCAGUUCUUCUUGACCACCAAGCGUGACAAGAGCAAGGUUCUGGCAUAUUACGAGCGCAUGAAGAGUAAGGGGAUCCAACCAACCAACCACACCUACAAGCUUCUCGUCGACACGCACGCCACUCUUGAGCCAGUCAAUAUGCCUGCUGCUGAAGCUGUCCUCGACGUCAUCCGAAGCACUGGUCAACGCCCCGAGGCUGUUCAUUACUCGUCCUUGAUCCACGCCAAGGGAUGUGUCUUGCACGACAUGGAGGGAGCCAAGGCUGUCUUUGAUUCAGUUAUGUCCGACUCCUCCGUGCGUCCCCAGGCCUGUCUCUACCAAGCACUUUUCGAGUCUAUGGUUGCCAACCACCGAGUGGUCGAUACCGAGCCUCUCCUUCGCGAGAUGUCUCGCCGAGGUGUCGACAUGACUCCAUACAUCGCCAAUACUCUCAUUCACGGAUGGGCCAAUGAGCUCAAUAUUGACAAGGCAAAGCACGUCUUCGCCUCCGUCAGCCGCGAGAUGAGAGAGCCAAGCACUUACGAAGCCAUGACCCGCGCCUAUCUUGCCGUCGAAGACAGACUCGGCGCCAAGGUCGUCGUUCAGGAAAUGCUAGGUCGAGGAUACCCUGGAGCCGUCUCCAACAAGAUUCUCGAGUUGCUCGGAGGUGGCCACGCUGAGAAUGCCGCCUAG